GCUGAAGGCCCGUAUGAUUUAGCCCAUCAUAGAGAGAGCCCGAGCGAAACUAGGGUUUUAUCACCAUCUCCGACAUUGUCUCUAAGAUAAAGUAAGUCAAACACCGUCCACUUGCUGUGAGAGAAAGCUCCGUCCGCUUCCCCUUGCAAAAUCUGAACGUCAAGUAAAGAUAAUACUUUGAGACAUGGUUAAACACAACAAUGUCGUGCCAAAUGGGCACUUCAAGAAGCACUGGCAAAACUAUGUCAAGACUUGGUUUAACCAGCCUGCAAGGAAGACAAGGAGACGCAUUGCUCGUCAAAAGAAGGCGGUGAAAAUCUUUCCUCGCCCAACGGCUGGGCCUCUUCGCCCCAUCGUUCAUGGUCAGACUUUGAAGUAUAACAUGAAAUUGAGGGCUGGGAGAGGCUUCACUUUCGAAGAACUCAAGGCUGCAGGCAUUCCCAAGAAACUGGCACCAACUAUUGGCAUUUCAGUUGAUCAUCGCCGCAAGAACCGAUCAUUGGAGGGUCUUCAAGUUAAUGUUCAAAGGUUGAAGACAUACAAGGCCAAAUUGGUUGUCUUCCCAAGACGGGCUCGCAAAUCUAAGGCUGGUGAUUCUGCUCCAGAGGAACUGGCAACAGCAACCCAGGUACAAGGGCUGUACAUGCCUAUCACUCUUGAGAAGCCUACCGUAGAGCUUGUUAAGGUUACUGAAGAUAUGAAGUCCUUCAAGGCAUAUGGCAAGCUGCGGGUGGAGAGGAUGAACACGCGACAUGUUGGUACAAGGCAGAAGAGGGCUGCAGAGGCUGAGAAGGAAGAAAAGAAGUAAAAUUGUUUGGCAGCAUUACACAUAAUUUUGAAGUACUAUGUUGGACUACUUUUUGCAUUUAGGUUUUGACUCUGUUUGUUAUAGUUAUUUUGAAUGGUUAAACUUUAAUCUUAGUGAUGUUGAUCCGGGUUAUGAGCCUUAGAAUUUCUUGGUUGUAUCACUUGUGCAGACUUAAUACCUUGUUUUCUCUUUCAAGUAUUUUAUUGAAUGCAGUAAGUUAUGGUA
Mangifera indica (mango) is the source of this 1033-nucleotide messenger RNA. RefSeq names its product 60S ribosomal protein L13-1-like. NCBI's taxonomy places the organism in Eukaryota, Viridiplantae, Streptophyta, Magnoliopsida, Sapindales, Anacardiaceae. Gene Ontology annotation, biological process: translation. Gene Ontology annotation, cellular component: cytosolic large ribosomal subunit; ribosome. The record is from RefSeq and is a predicted model, not a curated record. Gene Ontology annotation, molecular function: RNA binding; structural constituent of ribosome. The transcript has 5 exons. Bases 185 to 808 code for a protein of 207 amino acids.